ACAUUCUGCAAUUUGCAAACCAUCGAUACCACCCAUUUUGUCCACACCCACCUCGAUCACGUCAACAUGGGACACUCCGGCGUCAAAGACGAUAGGCAUACUGCGACGUCGCUGCCUCCAAACGGAUCCAGAUCCGACCUCAAGAAAUCUCCUGGCAGCGACACAAAGAGCCUAGGCCACGGGCAAGCAGAAAAAGAGGAAGAUGAAUCUUCCAACAUCAUCAUAGACAGCCCAAAAAACGGGCACGCAAUCCAGGAAGAGUCUUGCGAGACACACGAGCUUACGCUUCAUGCCGUGAUGGCAUUGGCUUCUGACGAUGCUGAGCCGACGAGUCGCGGCGAUUCCAUGUCCGAAAUGGUAACGACUGCCACAAAGGAUGACACGACAGAAGUCAUCACCGUUACGGAGUUGCCUGGCGACUCGGGGGGCGAGGCGAACCCCUCCAACGCAGCAUGUCCUGGGGAAAACUGGAGAAACCAUCCAGAGCAUGUCGUGGAUACAUACGCUGGACAAGAGGAGGAGAACCUGGCGCCUGCAUGGCAUCAAGCACCUGCAUGGCAUCAAGCACCUCCAUGGCAUCAAGCACCUCCAUGGCAUGAAGCACCUCCAUGGCAUCAACCUCCUCCAUGGCAUCAACCUCCUCCAUGGUAUCAAGCACCUCCAUGGUAUCAAGCACCUCCAUGGCAGCAGCCAGUGGAAAACAUCGCAUAUCACCACAAAAUGCCUGGCUGGACUUACCACCAUCCCUCACCAGCCUGGUGGGUUGAUCAUGAUCCUCAGACGGGCUGGAUCUACUACAAUCCCUUUCCGAUUUGGUCUUACUAUAAUCCUUGUGUGGACCAAAUCAGUUAUUUCCAUCCCUCGCCCCAAUUGUGUGUUCACAACCCUUCGCAAACGUGGUAUUACUACGAUCAGGCGAUGGGCUGGAUUUACUGCGAUAAUGCGCUGGCUUGGAAGUGUAUGCAUCCUGAGCCGUAUGAGGUUCGUGGCAUGGGCCCGGAGCAACCGCCAGAUUGGACUCUUUACCGUUAUUUUGAGUGUCCGGUUUUUAGUCUUUAGGGAAUUUGGUGGAAGUUAGGAUGGGGUCAAGUCAUGCUUGUGGGGGCUCGAAGGAAUACCUCCUGCUUUAUUCGCAUCUGUCUGGUUUUGGGGAAUGCUUUGAGUUCGCGCGGAUAUGGUGCUGCCUCGUCACAAUUUGUUUCCUUGGGUGUUUUUGACCUUCGCAUGUUUUGGGUUCGGUGACAGUCUGUUAAAGAAAACCAUGUACACACAUUAGGCGCUGACGGCGAGUUGGAAAAUGGAAAACCUGCAUGUUCUAAUUUC
Messenger RNA from Neurospora crassa OR74A, 1323 nucleotides. RefSeq lists its product as hypothetical. Bases 67 to 1059 code for a protein of 330 amino acids. The transcript has a single exon. Lineage: Eukaryota; Fungi; Ascomycota; Sordariomycetes; Sordariales; Sordariaceae. The record is from RefSeq and is a predicted model, not a curated record.